Diospyros lotus (date-plum) is the source of this 738-nucleotide messenger RNA. RefSeq names its product auxin-responsive protein SAUR71-like. The coding region runs from base 121 to 585 and encodes 154 amino acids. The record is from RefSeq and is a predicted model, not a curated record. Gene Ontology annotation, biological process: response to auxin. NCBI's taxonomy places the organism in Eukaryota, Viridiplantae, Streptophyta, Magnoliopsida, Ericales, Ebenaceae. The transcript has a single exon.
UCCUUAUUCAAAUCUAAUUAGUAUUCCCAGCUCAGAUUGAAUAAUAUCUAUCUUAUCCAAUCUACUAUCUAUAAAUCAAGCCAUCGUCGUUCUGUUAAAGUUACAAAUCUGCAAUUCGCAAUGAAGAACUUGUUUCGCCGUCUGUCCCGCAUAGAGGACUUCUCGCACUACUUCCUCUUUCGAUCCGAGUCGCCGCCACCGCCACCGCCGGAGUCUAGUUCUGAUAACGUCGCCAACGCCAAGUCCUCCUCCUCCUCCAACAUUAUUGGCAACCUUUUUGGGUCCAAGAACAGAGCGAAAGUCGCGCCGGUGGGACACCUCGUGGUGUACGUCGGCGAGGAGAUGGAGCGAUUCGUCUUGAAGGCCGAGCUGUUGAAUCACCCAAUCUUUGUAAAGCUGCUGAACGCAUCGGCCCAGGAAUACGGUUACGAGCAGAGAGGUGCGCUUCGCAUUCCUUGCGAUGUCUUCGUCUUCGAACGCGUCCUUGAAGCUUUCCGCGUCGGCGAUGAGAAAUCGCGUCAAGAUCUUCUCGAGUCCUUGUGUGAUGAUGGGUCUCACAAUAUACUCUUUGAACAGUUUGAUUGAAUUAGGUUUAGUUGUAUGUAGGGCUAAAAUCUGGAAUUGGAUUAUUCUUGUGGCUGUGGAUGAACUGCCACCCACCAUACAGAACAUGUAACUCUGCUUUUCUUCCAUUGAAUUCACUUGAAUCAUAUUCAUUCAUAGCAUUACAACUUUAGA